GCUUGCCACGUGCACGGCGCCCGCCCGGCCGCCCCCUGCCGCCGCUGUUCGCAGCGCUCGGCGUGGCUGCGGCCUGUGUCUGGGCCGGGCUGCCAGCUGGGACCGCGAGGCGAGGGCGCAGCCCUGGGGUCUCGCUCUGGCGGAGCCCCGGGGCCGAGACGCCCACGGCGUGGUGUGGCCUCGUGGCGCUCCACGACCCCAAGGGCGCGGUGGGCGAGAAGGAACGGCUGCUCCGAGAGCUGUGCGAGCGCCUGCACCACCGGGGGCCCGACGGGAGUGGCUACGCAGGGGGGCAAUCGUGGGCCAUGGCACAUCGACGUCUGGCGAUCAUGGACCCGACCCGCAACACGGGAAGCAGCCGCUCGAGCGCGGCAGCGGCGCCGCCGUGGCGAACGGGGAGCUGUACAACUUCCGCGACGUCUUCGUGCGGCUUGUCCGGGAGCACGGGCCUGCGGCGGCCUCGGUGCCCACGGGCUCGGACUGCGAGGUGCUUUUGCCAGCGUGGCGGGCCCUUGGCGCGGACGGCCUGUGCAACGCCCUCAACGGAAUGUUUGCGUUUGUGCUGCAGGACGGCGACGGGGCCA
Messenger RNA from Prorocentrum cordatum, 584 nucleotides. NCBI's taxonomy places the organism in Eukaryota, Dinophyceae, Prorocentrales, Prorocentraceae. The record is from the annotation of a GenBank genome assembly.